This is a messenger RNA of Vigna angularis (adzuki bean), 818 nucleotides long. Its product is annotated as VQ motif-containing protein 22. Lineage: Eukaryota; Viridiplantae; Streptophyta; Magnoliopsida; Fabales; Fabaceae. Bases 103 to 687 code for a protein of 194 amino acids. The transcript has a single exon. The record is from RefSeq and is a predicted model, not a curated record.
AUUAUUCUCUCACCCUAUCACUUGCUAUAUAUACCAAACCAAACUUUUGCACUCUUUCUCAAUCUCAGAAAAGAAAGUCUAACACUCAACAAAAUCACGAACAUGAGUGCCAGUGAUGAUGAUCAGGGCAUGCAGUUUGACGAGCAAUUUGUGGUGGAUGAUCUUGAUCCAUUCAUAGAAGGAUUCAUGGAUUCAAGCAUAUGCAUGUCAUCAUCAAAGAGCAACUCAUCACACAAUAACAACAGUUUAACUCCAAAGGGUUGUGCGUUCAAAGCAGUUCGAAGGAGAUCUAGGGCUUCUAAGACCACUCCCGUUACCCUUCUGAAAGCCAACACCUCCAAUUUCAGGGCAUUGGUACAACAGUUCACUGGCUGUUCCACAACAACAACCAUGUCACUUGCAAUCCAUAAGGGUCCCAUUACCCUAAAUUUCCAACAAGGUAGCAAACAAGAGAUAACAAAAGUAACUACACCAAUGCCCCAUGUUUCUCAGCCACAACAGCACUUGAUCAUCAGAGAGCAACACAGUGAAUACUGCUUAGACCAUGUCAAAAGCAGUACUGAGCUUUGUGUUCCAUCUUGGGAUAGCUGGAUGGAUAAUGGAUUUGGCUUUCAUGAUGAUUUUACUUUGCAUGAACUAACCGUGAAUGCCAUCUCCAAUGACAUCCAAGGUUUCUUUGUGUCAUGAAAAUAAAGGAUUAUUAUAUCUUAGGAAAUUCAUCUUCAGUCAACACCUCUAUGCACAUGUUAUAUAUCAUAAAAUUAAGCAAUACUUCAUGUUUCGUAGCCUCUAAUAAUAUUCUUUUCUUUGUAUCCUUC